Zasmidium cellare ATCC 36951 is the source of this 2889-nucleotide messenger RNA. RefSeq lists its product as uncharacterized. The transcript has a single exon. The record is from RefSeq and is a predicted model, not a curated record. Lineage: Eukaryota; Fungi; Ascomycota; Dothideomycetes; Mycosphaerellales; Mycosphaerellaceae. Bases 1 to 2889 code for a protein of 962 amino acids. Gene Ontology annotation, molecular function: ATP binding; nucleic acid binding. Gene Ontology annotation, cellular component: nucleus.
AUGGCUCCGCUAUACAAGCGGUACAUACCCGCCAAAUCAAGUACAGAGAAGCCGACGACGCCGAUAAAGCCUGUCGAUGUUGGUGCGACCGAGCCUGCGACGACCACAGCAGAAAACAAACGCAAGCGAGAGCGAACGCAAGAAGAGGUCUUAGAGAGGAAAGCUAAGAAGCUGAAGAAGAAGGGCAUCGAUCCCGAGACUGUCUUUGUUGAGAGAAUCGUCGAUCAGAAUACCAUCAAGAGUCAGGAUGCUAGCCUGUCAGGAGCGCAGACUGGAGUGGUUGAAACAAGUCAAGAGCAGCGCCUGCCGAUGAAGAAGCGCCACAAAUUAGAGAAAGAAGCCAGGAAGGCACGAAAAGCGGCGGAGAAGGGCAACGGGGCCGGUGAAGAGCUUGUGGGAGCGCAAAAGAUUCCUUCAUCGGUCGAUGAUGAACAUCCAAGCAACGAGUCGCGAGUCGUUGCCAACGGAGUAGAGUCUGUACUCGAAACUGGCAAACAGCUUUCCCAUGGUGGCGAAGAUCUUGCAGCAAACGAGACGGAAGGCAAGGCGAAACGUAAGAAGCGCCGGAAAGAAGACAAAGCGUAUGAAGCCCAGGAACAACAAGACCCCGGUGCUACGGAUGGCCAGGAUCUCGAACUUGUAGACGCAACCACAAUAUCAGAAAAUCCUUCUGAAGAGACUCCCAAGGCGAAGAAACGACGACAUAAGCUAGAACAUGUCCUUGAAGCAUCUGACACGAAGGACCCGAAUGCUGAAGACGACGAACACCUCCGAAAACAUACAUUGGUUCUGGGGAAAUUCCAAAAGUCAGCACAGCGAGCAAUACGGCAUCAGCAAGAAGAAUCCUUCGAGAAGUUGGCCGAGCAGCAGGUGGUUCAAAACCUGGAGGUACCACCACCAGAGAGAACGCCCACACCCGAGUUCGAGUCUGAAGACGCAGCUCUACCAGCAUGGCUCGCAAAGCCCACGAUGAUUUCUGGACAUAAAAAGGCGACAUUUAGAGACCUGAAUAUCGAGGCAGCAACAGCUGAUCGUCUUACGAAGCUUGGAUUUGCAGAAGCUUUGCCAGUGCAGCAGGCUUUGGCGCCCGUGCUCUUACCGCCAGGCAUUCCAGGUGCUAUUCAUCCGCCCGGGACAGAUCAUGUGCUUCCAGAUGUGGCGGUCAGCGCGCCAACCGGGAGCGGCAAGACGAUCGCCUAUCUUCUGCCCAUGGUCCAAGCGCUACGGUACCAACGUCAGCGUGGAAAGCUAAGUGCAUUGGUCGUUGUUCCAACCCGAGAACUGGUAAUGCAGGUGGCAGCCGUCGCAGAAAGCUUAGUCAAAGGAAGCUCCAUUAAGGUCGGAAUGGCCACAGGCACAGGCAAGUUCAAGGAUGAGCAAGAAAAGAUCAUCACUCGCAGUGCACAGUAUGACCCUGCCGGCUACAAGCAGCUUGUGGACGAGGCAAAGGCCCAGAUACAUCCCCCUGAUGAAGAUGCUGAGGAAUUCGAAUUCUACCUUGACCAAAGCGGGCAAGAAGACAAGAAGCGGCAACAGUGGAUACAAGAGGCAGUGAGUGGACUUGUCGAUCACGUUCCGAAGUAUAGUUCUGCGGUCGACAUUUUAGUUGCCACUCCUGGACGACUUCUGGAGCACAUUCACAACACUCUUGGUUUCAACCUUGUCCACUUGCAGUGGUUGGUCCUUGAUGAGGCUGACAAGUUGCUGGACAACCAGAACGAAGGUUUUCUUGAAUCUCUGAAUGCGGAGCUCACAAGAUCAAGAAGCGAUGAAGAACGCGAUGCACGGGAGAAAUACUUGCGCUCGCAGAGCUUUUGGCAAGAGCACAAGGAGCGACGAUUGAGGAAGGUCGUUUUGUCCGCCACCAUGACAAGAGACAUCUCGAAGCUUACGUCACUCAAUCUCCGGCGUCCCAAGAUGAUCGUUGUUCGCGGUGGCGACAGCAAUGAAGGUCAAGCUGAGGAAGGCGCACAUGGUGAGAGUAGUGUCAAAGAAAGCGCUGAUGGGUUCGAACUUCCGCCCACUCUAGUUGAGUACUGUGUGCCGGUCGGAGACGGAACUGAGAAGCCUCUCGUGGCCGUGGAGCUGCUCAAGUCCAGGAUCUUUGGCAAUAGCCACGAGCACGAUGUGAAGGGGUUGGAAAAGGACAAUGCUGGAGACAAGGCUGAAAGCUCUGAUUCUGACUCCGAUUCCGACUCUGAAGACUCUGAUUCCGACGAUAGCUCGAGUUUGUCGUCCGACGACAGCGACUCCUCAAGCUCUGCUUCAGAAUCUGAAGAAUCUGAAGAAUCUGAAGACGAUGACGACUCCGCCGCGCAGCAACACCAACAAUCGCCAGUUCCAGACCGCACUCUCCUCAAGGAACCCACCGAGUCAAGCACGCAGCCACCUCGCGCCCCCACAGUGCUCAUCUUCACCUCCAGCAACGAGUCCGCGGCUCGUCUCUCCCACCUGCUCCAAAACCUGCAGCCCUCAUGGAAACACCAAAUCACCACCCUCGUCAAGGCCAACCCAGGCAAAGCCCGCAUCCGCUCCAAGGCAGACGAAGCCGCAAUCGCCAUCUCAACAGACCGAGCCGCUCGUGGGUUGGAUUCCUUCAACAACCGACCCAUCACCCACGUCAUCCAGUACGAUGUCCCUCGCACUCUCACGAGCUACGUGCACCGUGUGGGCAGGACUGCCAGAGCUGGUCGGGAGGGUGAUGCUUGGACGUUGUAUACGCAUGCCGAGGCGAGGUGGUUCGUCAAUGAGGUUGCGAAGGCGAAGAAUGUCAGUAGACGUACGUCUGUGGAGAAAGUGAAGCUUUUCAUGGCAGACGAUGGCACGAGAGAGCGGUAUCAGACUGUUCUUGCGGGAAUGAGGGAUGAGGUCUUUGGCGGUGCGACCUGA